UGUAUGCAGGGGGAGUCAAGGAGACCCCUGUUAAGCUUCUGGGCUCCUUCAACAUCAGGGAGCCUCAACCUCUCCCCAGCCGCCUCCAAGGAGCUGCCGCCUAUUGUCGGUCACCGCCUAGGCGCGGAGCUGCUCGGACUUGGCCACCGGUGAGCCCGGGGAGCCGACCGGUGAGGGCUCAAGGGAGUUGAGGGAAGUCUGAACGUGAGGAGCGGUCGCGUGCAAUGGCGUCUCUGCCUCGGUUGUCCGCGGCCAUGCGCGAGAUACAGGACCCGGGUCAGGCGAGAGCAACGCGUGUGGUGGACCCUUUUCCCUAGCAUCCGUGGCCCGGGGUGGGUGGCGCGGCCACUGAUCCCAGCCUCCAUGGAUGCGCAUUCUCCUGCGACCAUCUUCAGUGGUUCCUGCUGGGAUUUUCCUCUGAAGGACAGCUGCUCGGCGUGGACAUCGCAGGAAAGAGCUCCCUGGUACAGUGGAUCAGUCAGUGUGGAGAGCAUCACACUCAGCCUGAGGCCUUUCAUCAUGGUGGAUCCACUAUUUCAGCUUUCCUCUGCCAAUGGAUCAUCAAACUUUUGCCAGUAGCCUGAUGAGUGCAUUCUCUAAGUGCACCUGGGACAGUUUUCUACAUCUAAGCCUAUGGCUUCUAUGACUGUACUCUUAUACCAAAUCCUACACUGUAGCCUGCCCUGAAGGUUCAUCUGUGUGUGUUUUCAAACACUUGUACUUUGGGAACAUGAUGUUUUCUCAUUUACAUUUAUCCUAACAUGACUUCUCAGGAAUAUUUAAUUGCUCAUAUUGAUGAAUAGAGUGAUUUUAGGGAAGGAACAAUAAGUUUCUGGGCACUAUUUGAAAAGCAUAGCUCAUUUCUCAAAAAGAAAGUACUAUGGGCUUUCCAAUCAAGCUAAGGGAAUGCUAUCUUUAGAAUGAAGAAUUACUGAAUAUCUUCUCCUGUGUUCCAUGAGAGGCUCCUGGAAAGGGAACCUGGGCUUCUGGUCAUUUCAGGAAAGCUAAUUUACACGGUGGCAAAGGCUGUUCCCCAUGACAUCAGCAGUUUCUUCUCUGCACAAUCUAUUGUAUCCUGGAAAGCUCCUGGAAUCCCAUGAUGCCACCAGUGAUGUUGCAAUACCAGCUGCCCUUAGGCCAUUCCUUCAGUGCCUGUAGGGUACACAAUUAGAGAUGUUGUCAAGACUGAGGAGUCUACUUUGGAGAGAGAAUGGUGAUCAUCAUCCAGAAAGAAGAGAGUUGCAGAAGAGUAAACAAGAUCAAACGAAUGGCUCUGGAUAGAAACAAUGCUGCUAUGGUGCCAAAAUCCCACCCAGUGCUCCUCACCAAGAAGCAGAUGAAGCAGGAAGUGGAGAGGCUGACCACAGAACUGCAGCUGAUCACCAGCCAAAGAAAUGAGCUGCUAGAUCGCCCAACCUUCAUCAGUGAAGAUACCAUGGAAAAUAGGUGUUCAUUGUUUCAGUCUUCAUGGGACCUUCAGCAAUGUCACCCUAACCUUUUUCCUUUAAGGUUUUGGGUUCUCAGUACCGGACCUCCAGUGUGACCCAUGUCUUAAAUUCUUCUCAAGAGAGGCAGACCUGAAGCUUGAGGGGAGGGAGAUGGUGACUCUAGCUAGUCUUCUUUCUCUAAAUGAAAACCAGAGCCUGUGGUCUGAGUCACACAACUAAGGGAUUGAUAUAGUACUAUGCACUUCCUCGAUCCCUGAGUGCAUUUGGGAAGGACCUGACAGGUGGUGGCUUGGGUGGAUACUAGCUGCUGUGAGUUUGUGUGAGUCUUUGAACUUGCCUGAAAGCUGAUUGUGUACUGGAAGCUCCUGGUAGAGGCUGGAGAGACCCGUUCCCACUUUGUCCAUCUGUGUGCAUAACUAUAAGUCCUGGGGCUCAUCACAGUUUCUUUCUGGCUUUGUGUCUCAUACUCUUAGACAAUAAUGCUCCGUGAAUAAUUUCUUUAGCAUGCAAACAUGGUUCUCUCUCUCUCUCUCUCUCUCUCUCUCUUUCUCUCUCUCUCACUCUCUCUGUCUGUCUUCCUUUUUUCCCCUCUCUGCUUCCUCUCCCUAAUGUGUUUGUGAUUUUAUUUGUUUGUUUGUGUGCACGCGCACGCACAUGCAUUUUCAGGUUUUUGUGUCUAUAGAGACUCUGGGAUUCAGGGAUCUGUAAGGGACAUGAUGAUUUGCCUGCACCGAUUUCCUGGUGUUGCUAGUGCUGAGAUCAGAAAACCCCACUUUAAGCAGCAUAGCUCUUGUCCUACAUACUCCCCUUCAUGACCCCUAGGCAUCCCUUGUGGGAGUUCAUAUCACUAUCCUGUGUAAUAGUCACAGGGGACCUAGAAUCGCUGUUCCGAAGUGGGAAAAAUGUCAUUGUAAUAUUGGUGUGGCAAGACGUGUAGCAUAAAUCCCGGUAACAUAGAGAGCUACACUGAGUCUCUAAGCAUACUCAGAGAACACAUGCAACCAUGGCAUCCUCCAUCUGUGAAGCCAGCUGAUCUAGUGCCAAGAUAACAAGUUUAAAAGCACCAGGAGGUCCCUGUACAUAGGAUGCAGAAUGUGGCAUUCACUGGACUGUGGUAGACCUGGAUACAAAAUGAGUUCUCAUGAUCCUUGAAGCCUCCGUUCACAAGGUUCUUUCCUCCUGUUUCUAGGCCCUACCACAAGCCAUAUCCUUUCUAUGAAAAGCUGAAUUGGAGCAUGUACAGGUCAUGUCAGAACUAAGGACCUUGGAAGUUGAUUACACUGAGACCUCAGAGAAGUUCAGUGAGCUGACCAAGGAGACAGUUUUCUAUCACUGGCCAGCAAGCUAUUUGGAUCUUUCGUAUGUGCCUAGAGAUGUAUGAUGGUCUGUGACCCUCCACUAACAACACAGUCUUCUAAUGAACUGGAGCUCAAGAGAUUGGAGGAAAGUCUUCAGUUGCUGUGGAGGCAGAAGGAAAUGCCCAUGCAGGAAAAGGACUUGGCAGAAAAGCUACAGCAUCACUUUGAAUUCUCCCAGCUGAGGAGUCCACUUCACUACGCCUCUGCCCAUAAUCAUCCAAAUGUAGUAAGAUUGCUAUCAUCCAACGACUGUACCGAUAUUAAUAUGAAGGAUGAUGAAGGCUGCACGCCCCUAAUAAAGGCCGCCCAAUGGGACAAUGUAGAAUGCAUCUCUAUUCUACUCAUGCACGGCGCUAAUCCCAACAUUGUAGAUGACAGUGGCUAUGCUGCCCUCCACCACGCCAUUUGCAGAGGGAACUUAAGAGUUGUCAGCAAACUGCUGGAGUAUAAUGUAGAUAUGAAAGCCAAAACAAAGUGUGGGUUGACACCCUAUAAACUCGCUUUGUUUGAAAAUCAACUUGAAAUGGCGCAGUUUUUAAUUGAUAACGGUGCGGAUGCACAUUCUGAGCUUACACCAUAUAGUCCCCCUCACUCGUCAGCCCGAAGAGCAACCAGGGUUCCCUGCCCUGUGAGACGUCCAAGGACCACCCACCUCCAGCCAGGUCUAGUAAGUGGAGGAGCAGCUGCAGUAGAAUCAGAACAAUCAAUGAAAACAUGUGCCAACUCCAAAAAAGAAGAAAAUUUCAGCACUGACAUAAUGCCUUCUUGCAGUGCAGUAAGACCAGCAAGACAGCUAAAAUCCCUAUUGAAGAAGUCUUUCCUGAUUAAGAGAGCUAGUCGAAGACCAAACGAUCAGAUCUCACUCAGUGAAGGAACAAUAACAAGAGAGCCGGAGCAGAGAAAGGAAAAGUGUGUCACCUUCAACGAUGAAAUACAUUACAAUACUGAUAAGAAGCCUUUUUGCAGCGGCGUACGACCAUCUGGAGAGCUGAAAUCAAUACUUAAGAAGUCUCUUCAGAUCAGUGGAGCUAGUCGAAGACCAAACGAUCAGAUCUCACUCAGUGAAGGAACAAUAACAAGAGAGCCGGAGCAGAGAAAGGAAAAGUGUGUCACCUUCAACGAUGAAAUACAUUACAAUACUGAUAAGAAGCCUUUUUGCAGCGGCGUACGACCAUCUGGAGAGCUGAAAUCAAUACUUAAGAAGUCUCUUCAGAUCAGUGGAGAUAAUGGAAGAAAUCAAGACCAGAUCUCACUCGGGAGGAUAUUGACAACUCUUCCUCCAGGUACAGAAUCAUACAGAAACAAAUUUUGUAUUCCAAGAUGAUCGCUGCAAUGAAGAAGCGGGACCAAGAAGGUCUUAGCAAAUUAGUAAUGGACCUAAAUAGUCUGGGAGAGGCACUGCCUGAAUUCUCUAGAAAGAAAUCAUGCUUGAUGGUUGAAACAAAGAAGGGAGGUUUCCUUCCUCCAUCCAAUAUGCAUGACAUCAUGCCCCAGCCUCCUGCCCAUGCCGAUGCCACAUCAACUUCUCAUGUUAGUGAAACAGGUGACAAUCGUCAGUCAUCCGAGGAAACUACUGUUAACAACACCAGCGUUAGUGAAACAGGUGACAAUCGUCAGUCAUCCGAGGAAACUACUGUUAACAACACCAGCGUGGAUCACACACCUUCUCUAGGUGACACGUUGGACCCUCAGAAUGCUUGUAUGCGGGUUCUUGCUUCAAGUCCCGCUGAGUGCACCAGCUAUGCAGGAAAUACUCACUCCAAGUUUUUUUUAAUUUGGGCAGCAACCACAUCCUUGCUCCUCCUAACAUCGCCAGUGUGGUUGCUGCAGUUGGUGGCUUUGAUGUGGGAAUGGAAUCUAUUUUAGAAAUCCUGCACAGUUAAAGUGACAAGGAGCUUAACAAGUUUCUGCUGAACAACAUAUGAGGAGCUCCUGUCAACAAUGACAAUCUGUCAGAAAUAUUUUUUGAGGUUUUCUUUCAUUUUAUUGUUUGAAGAAUAUUUUCAGUUUACUCUUUGACAUUUUAAUGUAUGUAAUUCAGAUCACCCAUGUUGCUCAUAUCUUUCCCAUCCCUGUCCUCUGCCUCCAUCCCAUCCCCUAACUUGUCCUCAUCCCAUUUUUGUAUCAUUUAUCUUAAGGAGUAUGACUUCCAGUAGGAUCCCCCACAGCCAACUGCAUGUGGACAUUAUCAGUUGGACUAAGUGAGUUAUUAAUAUAGGGAGGGAGACAUAACAUCCAUCUUUCACCACUUUUGUGGAUAAAUUACAUAUAGUGUUUUGUUCCUUGAAUUACUGGCCAGGCAUUAAAACAUUAAAUCUUAUCUGAUUCUACAGACCUUAUUAUGCUUUCAGAACAUGUAAAGCUUGCUAAACUUUCAUUCACCUAUUUAAACAUGUACUGUACAUGCAUCCCCAGAGAGAGGACACAACUUAAGGGGAUACACAAUUCAAUAGGAAUUUGACUUUAUCUGGUGGAACAUACUGAUAAAUUCUGAAAGAUAAACAAAAAUAUUUUGCUACUUGGACUUUCUCUCUUAGUCCUUGAUCAGAGGUCUCCUAGUUGUGCGGAAUUCUAAGAAGAUUAAGGAGCUGUAAUAGAGAGUUGAAAGGAGCAAAGGGUCAAAAGUAUUUCCAAGAGGUCAAUAAAUUCAUUAUUCUGCCAUCUGAUAAAAUAUUGAAAUCAAUUUCUGCCUAGAAUGAAUUUCAUGAGAUUUCCAGAAAAUGAGAAGAGUUGCUCAUUUGUAACAAAAGAUGACAAAUAUUAGAUGCCGAGUUUGCCACAUCUUUAUGAAUACAAAUAUAGAUAUGUAUGGGUUCCUUGGCACCCUUCAACAUUCAGGAAUGAAAAAUUCCACUGAGAAUUGUUGAGGCUAAGAGGCCCAGCUAGGGCUAGAAUAUAAAAAUCAACAUGGCAUAUGUCUAUAUAAUUAAAAUACCUGGUCUUUUAAAUGAGCUCAAUAUUUUCAGAAUGCAUGAUUUUAAAACUGUGUUUUUGAGGAAGCAUGUGGAAUGUACUGCAGGGGAUGAAAGAAUACUGUAAAAUAUAUAAAAAAUAAAUUAUAAUGUAUUUCUGGUUCCCACACAUACAUAUAUAUAUAUAUAUAUAUAUAUAUAUAUAUAUAUAUUCUAGUUCCUUCUUAGUCCACCUCCUUUUUGGUAUUCUAAAAAAACUAUUAACAUGUUGUACAUUAUUUUGAAAGAUUAAAGAUAUAAGACACCUU
Microtus oregoni (creeping vole) is the source of this 6026-nucleotide messenger RNA. Its product is annotated as inversin-like. The coding region runs from base 2826 to 4130 and encodes 434 amino acids. NCBI's taxonomy places the organism in Eukaryota, Metazoa, Chordata, Mammalia, Rodentia, Cricetidae. The record is from RefSeq and is a predicted model, not a curated record. Gene Ontology annotation, molecular function: protein binding. The transcript has 25 exons.